CGCUCUUAAAUAUCCUUCAAACACAAAUAUCGUUAUUUUGUAAAGAAAAAGUUAACGAAAACAAUGAUGUGUUUUGCUGAACAACAAUAGUUAUUAACAAUUAUUUAUGAAAUAAUUAUAAAGUAACCAGAAAUUAAUCGAUAAUGGAUUAGUAAUUUUUACAACCGAUAUCAAUGCUAUCGUGCAGUGCCGUUCGUUCUUCGUAAUUAACGUGUUUCUAACGAACAGAGCUGUGGCGAUUUUACAGAACGUGACGUAGAUCUGUUCUUUCCCGCUGAACUAACUUGUUCUCUCUUUUCUACUCCAUCACACUCUCAACUGCGUAUCUUUCUCAAGUGCUACGGUAGUUCAAUGAAAAAGAACAGACCUGCGAUCCGUAGAGAUGGUUAGGAACCUGUAAUGGCCGUUUAGAACGGGUGACGUGUAUCUUUCAGUAUUGCCCGAUCGCACUCGAGACGAUUAUGAUUGCGUUUAAACGCGACAAGAAAGAGGAGGAAGAUGGCGGCGGGAAUCCCUUCCAAAACCUCGAGAAGACGACGGUUCUGCAGGAGGCGCGCACCUUCAACAACACGCCUGUCAAUCCGCGGAAAUGCGCGCACAUCCUCACGAAGAUCCUGUACCUGCUGAAUCAGGGCGAGCAGUUGGGCACGACGGAAGCGACGGAGGCCUUCUUCGCCAUGACCAAGCUGUUUCAGUCGCGCGAUGUCAUCCUCAGACGGCUGGUUUAUCUCGGCAUCAAGGAACUGAGUUCCUUGGCCGAGGAUGUGAUCAUAGUCACGUCCAGUCUCACCAAGGAUAUGACCGGCAAGGAGGAUCUGUACCGGGCUGCGGCCAUCAGAGCGCUUUGCACCAUCACCGACGGCAGUAUGCUAGCGGCUAUCGAACGGUACAUGAAGCAGGCCAUAGUCGACCGCUCACCGGCGGUGUCCAGCGCCGCGCUAGUCUCCUCCUUGCAUCUGACCAGCGUGUCCGGCGACGUCGCGAGGAGAUGGGCGAACGAAGCGCAGGAGGCGUUGAACUCGAAUAACGUGAUGGUCCAGUAUCACGCACUGGGUGUCCUGUACCAAGCGCGGAAGACGGACAAGCAUGCGGUGAUCAAGCUGGUCGCCAAGCUCAUGAAGACGAGCCCGAAGAGCCCGUACGCGGCCUGCAUGCUGAUCAGAAUGGCGUACAAACUGCUGGACGAGGUGGACGAGGGCGAGGAACUGAUCGGGUUCAUCGAAUCGUGCCUGCGCCACAAGUCCGAGAUGGUGGUGUACGAGGCGGCUCACGCCUUGGUCAACCUCGGGCGAAGCGGCGCCCGGGAGAUCGGGCCCGCCAUCAGCGUGCUGCAGCUGUUCUGCGGCUCGCCGAAACCGGCGCUCCGGUUCGCCGCGGUGCGAACUCUCAACAAGGUCGCGAUGUCGCACCCAGCAGCCGUCACUGCCUGCAAUCUGGACCUGGAGAACCUGAUCACAGACUCGAACAGAUCGAUCGCCACUUUGGCGAUCACCACUCUUCUGAAGACCGGGGCGGAAAGCUCGGUGGACCGGCUGAUGAAGCAGAUCGCCACCUUCGUGUCGGAGAUCUCGGAUGAAUUCAAAGUGGUGGUUGUGCAGGCCAUCAGGGCCUUGUGCCAAAAGUUCCCGCGCAAGCAUUCCGUGCUGAUGAACUUCCUCUCCGCUAUGCUGAGGGACGAAGGUGGCCUCGAGUAUAAAGCGGCGAUCGCCGACACCAUCAUCGCCGUGAUGGAGGGGAACGCGGAGGCGAAGGAGGCGGGUCUCGCGCAUCUCUGCGAGUUCAUCGAGGACUGCGAACACAUCUCCCUAGCGGUUCGUAUUUUGCACCUGCUCGGUCAAGAGGGCCCGACCACGAAGUUUCCAUCGCGGUACAUCCGCUUCAUCUACAACCGCGUGAUUCUCGAGAGUGCCAGUGUGCGCGCCGCGGCCGUCACCGCUUUGGCUCGUUUCGCCGCCGCCUGCCCGCAACUGCUGCCGAACGUGUUGGUGCUGCUCUCGCGUUGUCAGCUGGACUCGGACGAUGAGGUUCGCGAUCGCGCCGCUUAUUACUGCACGAUCUUGCAGCAGCAACGCGACCCGACCAUAUUGCCCUUGGUACAACCACCUUCAUUGUCCGUGCCGUCCUUGGAAAGAGCCUUGCGGAAUUACAUGCAGACACCUAUGGAAGAAUCCUUCGAUAUUUCUCAGAUACCACCAGCUCAGACGGUGGAGGAGCCAGCCCAGGUGGAGGUUCACACCACUAUCAAGCAGCCUCGUUUGACCAGGGAGGAGAGUUUCAUGGAGAAACUGUCGCAGAUCCCGCAACUGGCCGCGAUCAUCCGCGACUCGUCGUUGCUGAAAUCCUCGCCGGUCUUCGAGCUGACCGAAUCCGAGACGGAGUAUAACGUUAAAUGUAUCAAGCAUACAUUCCCCGAGUAUCUCAUUUUGCAAUUCGAUUGCGUCAACACUUUGUCCGAUCAGCUUCUCGAAGACAUAGUAGUGGCCGUUGAACCGUCCGAAGGAUACUCGGUCAUAUACGUGGUAUCGUGCCCGCGAUUACCUUACAACGAGCCGGGCACCACUUACACGGUAUUGAAAUACCCGGAAGAUGUGCACGCGAGUGUCGCUACCAUUCCCACGACUCUCCGGUUCAUGGCGAGGGAUUGCGACCCAACGACGGGGAUACCGGACGCGGAUCAAGGAUACCACGAUGAAUACAUGUUGGAAGAUUUGGAGGUAACUCUCCGCGACCAAAUGCGCGGAGUUAGUAACAGAGGUAUGGACUUCAAUACCGCUUGGGACACGUACACCGCGAAGGGAUUCACCAAGUUAGAAGAGACGUACGACUUGGGAAUUUCGGUGACCUCUUUGGAAGGAGCGAUACAAGGUAUCACGUCAUAUUUGGGAUUGGAAGCCAUGGAGCGUAGCAAUAAAGUACAAAGCGGCUCAACCGUGCAUAACCUGCUCUUGAGCGGCGUCUUCCGUGGAGGAAAAGAAGUAUUGGCACGCGCGCGACUGGCGUUGAGUGGAACGCAAGUUACGAUGAAGUUCUCCGUUCUCUGUCAAGAUCCGGAUGUUGCCGACUUGAUAGUUUCGACUGUGGGAUAGAUCGCAGUAGAAUCACUUUCAUAUUGACGUUGUUUCCUUUAAUAUUUGUAUCCCGACGGACCGAAGACACACUUGUGAGACGGAAGGGAAAUGCCGAUAAUAAUGACACGCAGCUUCUCUCACGCAAACGAGGGUAGUCUGAAAAGUUUUGAGCCUCAACUCGUAUAUAUUGGGUGUCGGAAAAGUCAUGAUACAUUUUUGCAACAGAUGGCGCUAGUUUAUUUUUGAAAGUACUAGAGUCAUUCGCACCUAUGUUAUUGCUGUGUCAUUUUGACGGUUUUAGCUUCAUUCACAAAAAUUGAACGAUUCGGUUGAGUUUCGGAGAUUUUAUAACGGAUUGAAAAUGAAAGACCAAACUGUGCAUUUUCGCCAUAUAUUACUGUUUUAUUUCCCCAAAAGGGAAGAAUGCGCGUCAAGCUUGUGAAAAGUUUACGGUGAAAAUGCUCUACGUCAGUGCCAACGAUGGUUCACGAAAUUCCGUGCUGGUGAUUUUGAUCUCAACGACGCUUCUCGGUCAGAGAGGCCCAUCGAUUGAUUACGACAAAAUAAAGGCAUUGAUCGAAUCAAACCCACGUUACAUGACACGAGAGAUUGCAGAAAUACAUUGAGCAUCCCAUCAUUCAAGCGUUCACGACUACCUGAAGAAGCUGGGAUACGUAAGCAAGCUCGAUAUUUGGAUUCCUCAUGAACUCAAAGAAGUUCAUUUGACGGCGCGUAUAAACAUCUGCGAUACGCUCGUUAAACGUGAGGAAAACGAUCUUUUUUUGAAGCGACUGAUAACUGGUAAUGAGAAGUGGAUUGUUUACAACAAUGUGAUGCGCAAUGGUGUUCCAUCACAACGCGAAACCACAAAUUUUGAUCAACCGUCAAAAAUUAUUGAAGCUUAGAUGUGUUGCCACAUCCCAUAUUCGCCCAGAACAUAGAAAAAAUACAUCAUGACUUUUCCGACAACCCAAUACAUAUAUAUUUCUUUCUACAAUUAUAAAUUUGUUCGUGCAUUGAGAGAAUUAUAAAAGUGUUAAAUAGUGUAUAAAUCUAUUAUUAUCAGGACAAUAAAUACUGAAUUAAAACAAUCUAUGACAAUAUCUAAUUUUUUUCUUUUCUUUUUCUUAAAGAAAGAAUAAAUCAAAUGAUAUCAAAAAGCGUCGAUUUUACGUACAAUAACGUUCUAAGAUCGAGGCAUUCCAAAAGUUAGCAAAGACUUUCCCGAUGUUGAUUCUGCACACUUCCGCAAAUUAUUUUCCAGAAGAUAUUUUAGAAAAGACAGAAGCAGUCGAGACCAAGGAUGGAAUAUCCGAGUUCAAAUUUGCAUAUCAGAGACGAUAAUAAUUCUAACAUUUAUUCGCGAAUAAACGAAACCGGAUAAUUAGGAUAAUCAUAUCAAUUUUCCAUGCUUACAUGUCAGAGAUCGAACUCGCUGCGAAAUUAUACCGAUUUCAAUCCUCGGUCGUAUCCCUUGAGGUUCGAUUUGCCGAACGAGUGAUUUUGGCGAUUUGUCGUUCGCCUUAUAUAGGCACUGCGGAUAAAUAUCCGUAAAAUUCGAACUCGACGGUCUCUUCUUCUCGACGUUCAACGCAAAUCUCGUACGCUUUCUGCUUUACCAAUAAUCUCGAUAAUUCUAAGAUCCUUAGAGAGAGAGAGAGAGAGAGAGAAAUGAGUAUAAGUGAAGAGAUAUAUAAUGAUAUAUCAAUGUACAGAACUUCAGCGAGAAGGCGUAAUGAGUACACUGUACAAUGUUAAAUAUAACGCUAAUAUAACGAA
Dinoponera quadriceps is the source of this 4847-nucleotide messenger RNA. It is a transcript of the gene gammaCOP, whose product is annotated as coatomer subunit gamma. Gene Ontology annotation, cellular component: endoplasmic reticulum; Golgi membrane; COPI vesicle coat. The record is from RefSeq and is a predicted model, not a curated record. The coding region runs from base 462 to 3086 and encodes 874 amino acids. Gene Ontology annotation, biological process: intra-Golgi vesicle-mediated transport; protein secretion; endoplasmic reticulum to Golgi vesicle-mediated transport. The transcript is spliced from 7 exons. Lineage: Eukaryota; Metazoa; Arthropoda; Insecta; Hymenoptera; Formicidae. Gene Ontology annotation, molecular function: structural molecule activity.